CAGACGUCGUUUCUCUCCCCGCAGAGAUGGCUGGUGGUUGCCUGAGCUGCUUCUUUACAUACAUUUCUGUGCUACUUGUUGGGGUCUGCCUCCAUGAUGUGGAGGCUUCCAGUUGUCAACAUGCCAUCAUCCAUAAAAAAGUUGGUGACACUGUGGAGUUUUCAGCAUGUUUACCAGCUGAAGGGGUCGCCACGGCAAGUUGGAGCUAUAAAGGGUCAAAAAUUGUAGACAGAGAUGGGGUUUUGUCUGGAGAUCGCCAGUUUCAGGGCAGAUUAGACCUGAACCCUACAAACUUAAGUUUAACAGUGAGACGACUGACUCUCCAAGAUUCUGGUGAUUUCACUUUUAAUUCAGAGGAUGAGAAUGACAAACAGAGAGACGCAGUCACCAUCACUCUGCAUGUUCAUGAGCCCAUCACUAAAGAGCCGUUCAUCAACUCCUCUUCCACCUGGAACCCUUUGAAUGAAUCCUGUACAGCUUUGCUGGACUGCAGCGCGACUUCUGACAACAAUGUCACCUACGCCUGGACCGUGAAGAACCAGAAAAUAAAUGGCUCCAGGCUGCAGUACACCAUUUACCCUGAGGACACCGAAUUCACCUGCACUGUUUCCAAUGUUGUCAGUAAGAAGUCGGCAUCUGUCACAGUGAAAUGCAGCAACGUUACAUCUGAUAAACAAAACAAAGAACUUAUCUUCAUUCUGAGUGCGGCCGGAGGUGCUUCACUGUUGAUCGUCGUGGUAGUUGGUGUAUCGGUGUGGUUCUGCUGCCGCAAAGAAAGUCCAGACGGUAUCGACCCGAAUGAACUCACCGUGUACGCUGAUAUCUCUGAGGUUGGACUUGAUGGGACUUCAGCGACCAUGAAGCCCUGCACGCUGUAUGAAACCAUCGAUAACAGAGGCAACGCUAUCCCACCCGGGCCCCAGACCGUGUACGACCAGAUCCAGUUUAAUCGUUUGAGGAAGGAGUCGGUGUCGCCCUACCAAGAAAUUUCCUAGAGGGUCACAGCAUGAUGCAUAGCUUGAAAUUUCUCUAAGUAAAGCACAAAAUUAUACUGAAAUACUUUACUCUAUGUUUAAAUAUUUAAAGCUAAUGUGGUAAAGGAAACAUGCAACACUUGGCUUUAAAAACAGUACAAAGAAGGCAGCUUCAUACUUUCUUUUUACAUUUUCUAUCUUACUAUUGUACCUGUACUUUACUAUUUUGAAAACAAACCAUUAUCUUUUAAGCUACAAGUGUUGUAAAUUCUGUAAAUAGAGAGAUUAUAUUUUUAUUUGUGCUGUAUAAUAAAAGUCUUUAGUGCAUGUCCCUCCAAGGGCUGCAUAGAAGGUUUUCUCCUGUGCAAAAGUGGUCUUAAUAAAUUUGAUUUCAUGUA
This is a messenger RNA of Centropristis striata (black sea bass), 1372 nucleotides long. RefSeq names its product SLAM family member 5-like. The record is from RefSeq and is a predicted model, not a curated record. The coding region runs from base 27 to 995 and encodes 322 amino acids. Lineage: Eukaryota; Metazoa; Chordata; Actinopteri; Perciformes; Serranidae. The transcript has 7 exons.